Chrysochloris asiatica (Cape golden mole) is the source of this 804-nucleotide messenger RNA. RefSeq names its product chibby homolog 3 (Drosophila) (gene CBY3). The transcript has 2 exons. NCBI's taxonomy places the organism in Eukaryota, Metazoa, Chordata, Mammalia, Afrosoricida, Chrysochloridae. The record is from RefSeq and is a predicted model, not a curated record. Bases 1 to 804 code for a protein of 267 amino acids.
AUGGGGAAAUGGACCAGCCUUGUCUACCUCUUCACUGGGUCUAGACGUCCUCCAUACCCAGCCUUCAAUCCACCUGACAAAUUCCUAUUUAUCCUUGGGUCUUUGGGGAAGGUGGUUUUGUGCCCCUGGCUCACCUUCAGCAUUCCGGACACCAGGCCUCCAGAAGCAAGGGCGUGGCCCAGGUCGCCAGCGUCCCCACGGCUCCCCUCGGGCCCUCUGACCUCCGAAAGGGCCCACCCAGACCCCGCCCUGGAGGCCUUCGGGAGCCGGAUCCCCGGCCAAGCCUGCCGCCUGUGGGAGCAGCUGCGGCAGUUCUGGGCUGACCACUUCUCUAGGCGCUUCUCUCCUCGACGGCCACCCCUACGCCGCAUCUCCUCCAUGUCCACCUUCUACCUGCUGGAUCACCGAACACGCCAGGCUGAGCUAGGCCUCUGCUAUGGUGCGCCACGCACGCGCCUUAACGACCAGGCCUUCGUGUUCCGCGGCGGCCGCUGGGCGGCCGAGGGCUCACUGAGACGGCAGCGUCGUCCGCUGUGUUCACCAACUGACUCAGACUUGCACAUGCUGCAGGUCAAGAGCCAGAUGCUGCUGGAGGAGAACAACUACCUGAAACUGCAGCAGGAACUGCUCAUGGACAUGCUGACUGAGACCACAGCGCGCAUGCACCUGCUGCAGAAGAAGCUGGAUGCCCAAGCCAGCCCCGCGCCUGGGACGCGCACCUGGCAUAGGAAGCUGCGCAAGCGCGAGGACGCCAGUGCUGUGCUGAUGAUCGAGCCGCGCGCUGGAGGUGCGGUGACGCAAUAA